UGCUCGCUGUCACUCUCUCACUGUCACUUGUCAGUAUGUUGUGCAGAUUGUGGGUAAACGAUAAACAAAUAUAAAAUAAUAAUCUAAAAACCAGUGAAUAGUACGACAAUUUAUGGGUAUAAAAUAAAAAAAGACAAGACUCUCAAAACUUUUUUAACUUUUUUAUUCCAACAUUUCAUCGUUAAUCAAUCGAAAUGAGCUUUAUAGACCUAGCUACGCUGACGACGCACCGUAGAAAUGAGUUGGAAUGCAGAAUCAAACAAUUUUCAGAGAAAUGUGACCACGCUAUUAAUGAAAUCGAAAAAUUAAAAGCGAAGAGUCAAGGUUUUGUAUUACAACUCAACUGUGACCCGAAUGAGUUGAAGGAGCGCUUUUUGAGCAGUAUGAAGAUAUUAGACGAAUAUACAUAUGUCAUUACUGACUUCAAUCUAGCUGUCGGAAAAUUGGAAGAGACAGGCAGCAUGGAUUACACCCCAGUACAUGACAGAACAUUGGCAAUUCUGCCUGCCCCGCCAGUACCCCCUUUCAACUUGUUGGAUGCACUAAGUGAACCAACUCCAUCCACAUCUAAUGCUCCUACCAAACUAUAUCCUCCUGAGAAGCCAAAGAGAAUGAAGACUCCAAAAGAAGAUCAACUGAUAGUGUUUUCGAGUGCAUCAUGCUCUUCAGAGAGUGUGCCGCAGGUCAAACAAGAAGUGGCCACUAAGGAGAUCCAGUGUGAAAUUACUGAUGAAAUGAAAAACAUGUCGCUCAAUGCUUCGACAUCGACAGUAGAGAGGAUCAACCUGCCCGCGCAGAGCAUUUUAGAAGUUGAUCAAACAAUCAACGGCACCAUUAUGUACGUCGACGGAGCGUACUUCUGGGUCAUCACUGAAGAUGUUGACAAAGUUUACAGUAUUAAUAAUUUUUGCAGACUGAUGACAGAAAUGACGGAGUAUUACAGUGAAAAUCAAAUUAAUUUGAGUGCGGAGGAGGUAAAGUCUCUCCCGUACGUCGCUUUUUAUGAUGACGAAUGUUAUUACAGAGGACUGUUUCUUGGAAUAACUGAGGAUAAGGAGCCGACGGUGGAGGUGUUCGUGGUGGACACUGGUGAGAGGCGCCGCGUGUCGUUGUCGCACGUACACCCGCUGGAGCCGCGUUUCUGCACAUCGCCACCUUUUGCACGCUGCUGCCAUCUAGCGGGGAUAGACUUGCAGAGUUAUCAAAAUGAAAAUAUUGUGGAUGCAUUCGAAGAUUUCACUAAGAACUAUAUUGGUACGAUAUGCGUGAUUCAUGUUGACGAUAACACAUCGGAAUCACUCGGCGUGUACGUUAUUCUGCCAGAUAAGAAGACGCUUAAUGAAAUCAUCAUUACCGAAGGCCUGGGAUACGCAAUUGACAAAGAGGAAGUGACUCCCGAGGUCAAUAAAGAACCAGACUCAGCUAAUGUGAACUUGGACCCAGAGUUGGAUAUAUCGCAAUGUCCGGAAUAUGACGAUCCCGUUGAAGCUGUGACGGGUUACCACAACCGUGACGAAGCGGAUAUAUGUAAACAUUACAAAGGCGGGCCGGCCAAGACUUGCUACAAAGGCACCAAAUGCACUAAAAGACACGUCGUUAAACACCCAGACGGCUGGACGCUGGACAGAGUGGAGGUGGUGGCCAAGUGCAAGUCGUUGCCGCUGCCGGAGCCGGGCACGUGGCACAAGCUGCUCGUCACGUACGUGUGCCACUUCGACAGGCUGUACGUGCAGUUUGUGCACGAUGACGAGAAAGAAGAGGACAUUCCCGAGUUCGGCGUGAUUCUACCCCCAACGACCCUGACGAGUCUCAUAAAAGACAUGAAUAGUCCUGCCACGAGAAUGAAUUACAAACCAUUGACGAUAAGUCCAGCGCCAGGUGAGCUGGUAGCCGCGCUGUACCCCAUGGACGGUAACUGGUACCGCGCUCGCGUCCUGUCCGUCACUCGCGCAGAUCAAAACGUUGAGGUGCAGUACAUAGACUACGGCACGAUACUGUGGGUGAAGGAGGACCAGAUAAAGGUGCUGGAGGCGCGGUACCAGUGGCUGCCGAUGCAGGCACUGCGCUGUGUGCUGGCGGGCGUGCGCGCGCGCGGCCGCGACUCGCAGCUGUGGGGCGCCGCGCGCCGCGCGCUCACCGACCGCGCCUUCAACCGCGCGCUCGACGCGCACGUCGUUGCACGUGACUAUGACGAAAUAACCGUGGAGUUGUUCGACGAGGAAGGGUACAGCAUAGCCGAGCAACUGGCGGCGCAAAAACUGAUCGACCUAGUAGAGUAUGAAGUGAUCCCUGACAAAAAUGUGCAACAAAAAAUGGUGGUACCCUAAAAUUUUAGUUCCUAAUUUCGUUAUGACUUACGAGGAGUAUGAUCUACAAUAAACAUUGUAUAGACUAUAGCACUAUUUACGAAACGUGUGUAUGUAUAUAAUCAAAAAAUCUAUCAACUUGAGCAAAAUAAUCACUCCAUAUCAUACAUACACAAACGAAUCGUUUUGCCAAUAAUAAUACCUGCUAUAAUUAUUACUAUAAUAUUCCUAACAGACUAGUCAUCCGAAAAUAAUAAUUUUAAUUUCUCUCCAAAAGUAUGUGUUAUGGUAGCAGUUUUAAAAAGUUAUUUUUAAAUUUAUAUCGAUAACCUCAUCGUUUGUAUUGCUCAGUAGGUUGAUUCCCUAUGCUACUCGCGAAAACACACCGUAAACGCGUGUUGUCAAAACAAGCUCUAAACACAAACGCGUUUCAUACACGCGCCACGAUGUGUAAUU
Manduca sexta (tobacco hornworm) is the source of this 2762-nucleotide messenger RNA. RefSeq lists its product as uncharacterized. Gene Ontology annotation, molecular function: metal ion binding. The transcript is spliced from 16 exons. The record is from RefSeq and is a predicted model, not a curated record. Bases 195 to 2327 code for a protein of 710 amino acids. NCBI's taxonomy places the organism in Eukaryota, Metazoa, Arthropoda, Insecta, Lepidoptera, Sphingidae.